Molecule: messenger RNA, 893 nt
Organism: Owenia fusiformis
Lineage: Eukaryota; Metazoa; Annelida; Polychaeta; Sabellida; Oweniidae
Source: the annotation of a GenBank genome assembly
AAAAAAUUUGCUCUGGUUCACCAUGCUGUAGAUGGAGUGACUGGGGACGAUGUGAAGCCUCGGGAAGAUGUUCUUCAACAUGUGGAACUGGAAAGAAAUAUGGAACUCGAACACGGACGAAACAAAUAGGGCUGGGCGAUUCCUCUAGGUGCAAUGGUCCCUCAAUCAAGCCUUGUUAUACACUUUGCGAGAACCCACCUUGCGGCUGUAAAUGGAGUAAUUGGGGACAAUGUAAAGCCUCCGGAAGAUGUUCCUCAACAUGCGGGCCAGGAAAGAGAUAUGGAACUCGAACUCGAACGAAACAAAUGGUAUUAGGAGGUCCACCUGAUUGUAUUGGUGCCUCAAGUCAGACUUGCUACACACCCUGUGACAAUCCACCUAACGGCUGUAGAUGGAGUAAUUGGGGACAAUGUAAAGCAACGGGAAGAUGUUCUUCAACAUGUGGACCAGGCCAACGAUAUGGAAUUCGAACGCGAACAAAACAAAAUGUCCCGGGGUGGUGUUCAAAAUGCAUUGGUGCCUCAAGUGAGACUUGCUACACACCCUGUGACAAUCCAUCUUACGGCUGUAGAUGGAGUAAUUGGGGGCAAUGUAAAGCAACGGGGAGAUGUUCUUCAACAUGUGGACCAGGUCAACGAUAUGGAAUUCGAACAAGAACAAAACAAAAUGUCCCAGGGUGUUCAAAAUGCAUCGGUGCCUCAAGUGAGACUUGCUACGCAACCUGUAACAAGCUACCUUGCGGGUGUAGAUGGAGUGACUGGGGACAAUGUCAAGCCUCUGGAAGAUGUUCUUCAACAUGUGGGCCAGGAAAGAAAUAUGGAACUCGGACUCGAACGAAACAGAUUGUAUUAGGAGGUCAACCAGUAUGUGUUGGUACCUCAAGUGAGACUUGC